Molecule: messenger RNA, 1025 nt
Organism: Biomphalaria glabrata
Lineage: Eukaryota; Metazoa; Mollusca; Gastropoda; Planorbidae
Product: ribonuclease P protein subunit p30-like
Exons: 11
Coding region: 100-1008 (302 amino acids)
Biological process (GO): tRNA processing
Cellular component (GO): nucleolar ribonuclease P complex
Molecular function (GO): RNA binding
Source: RefSeq, a predicted model, not a curated record
UACAUGUAGUAUAAUCAACUCUUUUGUGUUUCUAGUGAUUCUGUGAUCUGGAUAAUCUGUAGCAAACUUUCACUUAUCUCUAAAAUCUAGAUUAUCAUUAUGGCGCUUCCAGCAUACUGCGAUUUUAACAUUAAAUGCCAAACACCAGAAAAACUGUUUGAUUUAAUCGAAGUUGCAACAGAAUUGGGCUAUGAGUCAGUCAUAGUAAACAAUAAUCUGCAAAGCUUACAAGGAAGUAAAGAAAAAAAGAAAGAUCAAAAGAUUAAAAUCACACCGCCUUCAGAAAUACUUCUGAAUGAAAAAAGUAUUGCAUCACUUCAGUCAAAAGGUAAAAAAAUUCAACAGUUAUCAAGAAUCACAGCUGUGUUGCAAGAUGAUUCAAAUACUCACAAAUUGGGCAAUGCAGAUUUACAAAUGUAUGAUAUAUUGGCUGUUCAACCAACAAGCAGUAAAACAUUUCAGUUGGCUUGUGAAACGUUAGAAGUUGAUAUAAUAUGCCUGGACCUGACAGAAACUAUAGGAUUUGUACUCAAAAGACAACUCCUUAGUCUAGCAGCAUCAAGAGGCAUCCAUUUUGAAAUUCAAUACGGUCCUGCUUUAACUAAUAGCACUGUCAAAAGACAAGUUAUAUCAAAUGCUUUGAAUCUAGUUGCAGCAACAUGUCAAAAGAAUAUUCUAAUCAGUAGUGGUGCUGAGAACCCUAUUGAUCUGAGAAGUCCAUAUGAUGUCAUCAAUUUAGGAAGAUUGUUUGGUUUAAAUCACUCUCAAGCCAAAGACGCUGUGUGUAAAAACUGUAGAGCAGUUUUGAUGCAUGCCAAGUCUAGAAAGACCUGCAAAUCUGUUGUUUUAGUCAAGAAUAUCUCAACAUUAGAAAGUAAGAAAAGAUGGCUGCUCAAAGCUUAUUCUGAUGAACUCUCUAACAGUGAUGAAGACAGUCUGAAGGAAGGGGAGGAAGAGGAUGAACCUGAAGCCAAAAAAAUUAAGUUGGCCUCAAAAGACAAUAAAUAAUGUUUCUGAACCACUAG